This is a messenger RNA of Blastomyces dermatitidis ER-3, 345 nucleotides long. RefSeq lists its product as uncharacterized. The record is from RefSeq and is a predicted model, not a curated record. NCBI's taxonomy places the organism in Eukaryota, Fungi, Ascomycota, Eurotiomycetes, Onygenales, Ajellomycetaceae. Bases 1 to 345 code for a protein of 114 amino acids. The transcript is spliced from 2 exons.
AUGUCAUUCUUCUUCAAAUAUUCUGCGGUUCUGCAGAUCAUCAAGACGCGUGAGCGCUGUCACAGAUUGAAGAGAGAGAAGAAGAAGAUGUUCAAGUGUAGAAAGACAGAUCACAAGGCAUGUUAUAAUGCCUUGAAGAGACUUUGUAAGAGACAGGAGCUGGCAGAGAAGGGAAUUGAGGCCUUGUUCAGGUCUCAAAUGCGCUUCAUGAUUCAGAACAUUGAGAAGACAGCCCUGCUCUCUGAGCAUGUCAAUCUGCUUAUCACUGAGGUGGAACCCGAGGCAGCAGACCAGGAAAUGCGGGAUUUUGAGGCACAGGUUGACCUGGCUGAGAAGAAGCAGUGA